This is a messenger RNA of Homalodisca vitripennis (glassy-winged sharpshooter), 522 nucleotides long. RefSeq lists its product as uncharacterized. Bases 1 to 522 code for a protein of 173 amino acids. The transcript has a single exon. The record is from RefSeq and is a predicted model, not a curated record. NCBI's taxonomy places the organism in Eukaryota, Metazoa, Arthropoda, Insecta, Hemiptera, Cicadellidae.
AUGGAAAGUCAAGUUUUAAAGAUAACCAAAAAAGCCAAUGCUACUCUUGGUUUCAUAAUUCGAGUCUCUAGAGAUGGGUUUUCUCCUUGGGCUUUGAGGAAAUUGUAUGUGCACCUGAUGCGGCCAUUGUUGGAAUAUUGUUCUCCCGUGUGGUCCCCUUACUCCUCUGGACUCAUCAGCCUUAUUGAAAGUGUACAAGUACGUUUCUUGCGUCUUAUUGGACUGCGUCCAGGCUAUGCGUAUUGGGAAGUGCCCAUCGAGGAACUCCGACAGCAGCUUCUUCUUCCUACCUUGAGGUCCAGACGGCUGGUUGCUGACAUCGUCUUCCUUCGUGGAGUUCUUACUGCGGAGAUCGAUUCAACAGAGUUAUUGAGUAGAGUCAUCCUUCGUUGUUCUCGCCCCGUCACGCUCGAGGGACUUGUUCGAGAGGUGGCAUCGCUCGACGCAGUACGCCUUCAACAGUACACUGCCAAGAUUACACCGUUUGGGGAACAGUCUCCCACGUGGUUUGGAUGUUUUUAG